AUGACCUACGCGCUGCCUAUCAAAUACUCGGCUGAGUUCUUGCCUCGGUUGAAAUCUAUAACCGUGAAUAUCGAAAUCACCGAUGCAAGCUAUAUCCCCACCCAAGCAGUAAUGGCCUCGCCCACUGUCUGCUCCGUCACUUUCGGCGAUCUCACCUCAGAUGCGGAAACAACGUACCAGCUCAGCCUCCCCCACCCGGCGAUGGAAAAUCUCCCAGUGUUGAGCCUAAUCAGGAAAGAUGUGCACAACGACCUUUUAUACUCAAUAAAACUACCCGCUGCCGCCACAGUGGAAGACAGUAAGUACUUCGACCGAUCGGCCAACUUCUCCAUGACCAUGGCCACCGACCAUGUCAAAUGGUCCACAAAGGAUAUCAAAGCAAAAUUAUCCGGUUCCAAGCUGGGGUUCACAUUCAACUGUGGAAAGUGCAACGCGACAAUUUUGAUAGAUACCCAGGUUACGGCGUUUCACGACCUGCCCUCCGAAUUGUGGCUGGAGAUGAUGGACUUCUGGCACUGCCACAAGCCCGAAACGGGUGAAAUCCACGGUACAGCCAAUCGGUACACCAAACUCAGACCCCGAGCCAAUGGGGUUAUCAUUGGCUCUUACUACCUCCUCACAAACGCCGACGACUUCCCCAGCAUUACUGUCGUGGGGGACGCAGCCCAAUGCACUGCUUGCGCAUAUGAAUUAGGGAAUAUGGACGACGAUCUCUUGGUAAAACUCUUUAAGUGGAACCUCAUACUUGUGGUAAAAGGGUCUGAAGAGAUGUAUCUCCCGUACUAUCACGCGUAUGGCGUCAUGUUAGAUGCGAUCAACUCCCAGGCCUCCCGGGUGUACCAGGUGAAGAACGAGUCUGAAGAGUCGGAAAUGCUUGUGUGGGUGUUCAAUGUUGGUAUCAAUCUUACGCUUUCGGGCAGAGAGUUGACUAACUGCUUGAAGAUCAUGUACAUGCGUCCUGGCGAUGGCUACAGAGAGGAAAUAGAGCGCAGAAGGGAUGGGCUUGAGGUAAUUGGGUUGAGCGAGGUAGUGUACAAGUCUCUUGUGGAAACAUUGGAUGAUGUCCAUGAAAACUUGCCCCAGUGCCAAGACCAGUUUAUGGGCUGGAACGUCAGCUACCUAUCGGAAAAGUAG
Molecule: messenger RNA, 1134 nt
Organism: Babjeviella inositovora NRRL Y-12698
Lineage: Eukaryota; Fungi; Ascomycota; Pichiomycetes; Serinales
Product: putative polyadenylation protein
Exons: 1
Coding region: 1-1134 (377 amino acids)
Biological process (GO): protein polyubiquitination; protein monoubiquitination; proteasome-mediated ubiquitin-dependent protein catabolic process
Cellular component (GO): nucleus; cytosol; ubiquitin ligase complex
Molecular function (GO): ubiquitin protein ligase activity; ubiquitin conjugating enzyme binding; cyclin binding
Source: RefSeq, a predicted model, not a curated record